Molecule: messenger RNA, 819 nt
Organism: Aspergillus welwitschiae
Lineage: Eukaryota; Fungi; Ascomycota; Eurotiomycetes; Eurotiales; Aspergillaceae
Exons: 4
Coding region: 1-819 (272 amino acids)
Source: RefSeq, a predicted model, not a curated record
AUGGACGUAUUCUACGCCUACACCUACUCAACAGCGGGCUGGCUCUCGCUACAGAGUAUCGCCCUAAUUACCGUCCCUGAAAUGAUGACCACAAUGCUCGAACAAGAAAGCAGACAGCCAUCCUCAAUCGAAACCUACCUCUCCCGCUGCCUCGGCAUGAGCCUCCUCACAAUCGCCAUUCUAACCGUAAUGCUGACUGGCUCUAUCCCACUCACGGCCUCCAUCACCGACCCCGUGACAACCGACGACUCCGAUCCCAAGGCGCCCUACGCUGUGCCGACGAUGCAAGUGACCACCAUCUUCCAUUUCAUUUCGGCCGGGUAUGCGUACGCCUGGUUCGCGGAUAAGGGCCAAUUGGCGUUUGGAGUGGGAAUGGUGGUGUCGGGAGCGCUCGCCUCGUUGGGUAUCUGGUGUGCGCUUUUUGCGAGCAGUAAUGGGAAGAUUAGUCGGAAGACGGGGGCGGAUAAGAGAACUACAGGGUUCCCUUUUAAGAAUAAAGAGGCGGAGAAGAAGCAUGGGAAGGGGCUUUCCCACGAUCACCCUCCUCCACCACUCUCCCUCAUCCACAAUCGAAACAGCAAAAUGGUCUACAUCGCCAAAGAAGCCAUCAUCUUCUUCGUCAUCCUCGGCUGUGUGGUAGUUUCUGUCUUCGGUUACUCCAUCCAUUACCUUAUGACCAAUGGGUUCUACGGCGAGGAGAGGAACCUCGACUUCCCACCCGAACAGCGGAUAUACAUGCGGCAGUUACGGCUACGGGAUCUGCAUUGGAUGGCAAGAGAUCAUGGGAUUAAGAUUCAGAGCAAUACGUCGCCGGUCUAG